GAAAACGAACGGGGGAAAAGGGAAAUAAGGAAAGGAUGAGCUUGGCUAUCUUGUUGGUUAUACGGCGGAGCGUGAUCUAGAGUUUGAAGCUGAACGAAGGGUCGAGCCUACCCUCGACUUGGGACUAAUGCUCCCACAGAGGUCCGUCCGGUGGUUUGGUCCGGUCUGGCCUACCAGACCUGCUAGAGAGCUCGGUCCGCCGCCGCUCAGCUGCGCUCCCGGCGCCGACUCCUCCCAGCCUGCCGGAGGCUGCGGUGCUUCUGUGGGUGGGGGAAGGCUGGACUGACGCAGAAUGACAAUGGCAACACGACAAGAAGUUCUUGGCCUCUACCGCAGAAUUUUCAGGCUUGCGAGGAAAUGGCAGGCUGCAUCAGGGCAGAUGGAAGACACCAUUAAAGAAAAACAGUACAUAUUAAAUGAAGCCAGAACGCUGUUCCAAAAAAACAAAAAUCUCACAGACACAGACCUGAUUAAACAGUGUAUAGAUGAAUGCACAGCCAGGAUUGAAAUUGGACUACAUUACCAGAUUCCUUAUCCAAGGCCAAUUCAUCUGCCUCCCAUGGGCCUUGCCCCACUACGAGGCCGGGGACUUCGAAGCCAGGAGAAACUGAGGAAAUUUUCCAAACCAAUAUAUCUCAAAUCUCAUGAUGAAGUUUCCUAACUCAGAAUAAAGUUUUUUUUUUUUCUGAGAAUGAUAAGCCAACUAGGCCUUGACUGUAAACUAGUUAACAAAAUUCUUCUUGAUUAGGAGCAAAAAUCCAAUUAUCUUCUUAAAACCUCUGAAAUAUUGGUACUGUCCGAAUAAUGCAUGCUCGCACAUCACUACAGUUUUCAGGAUCUUGCUGCCUGAUGAGAUAAACACUAACCUUAGAGAUCAUGGACCUCAUAUCCUCACUGAAGCACCACUUGGAAACAAAACUAAGGCCUGUGGGCAGAAGACUGAAGGGUGACAAAAGCUUUCAAGGGAAUGCCAAUCACCAGACAUGCCAGCUGAUAUGAAGAAAUUAGCCAGUUGAUGGAAGUUCUCAUGGCUAGUUUAGAAUUAUACACUACCCCUCAGAAUAUUUUUAGGCCUUUUUUUUUUUUUCCCAAGUUAUAGAUUUACUUAAAAGUGGACUUUUUGUGUGUGCUUUGUUGUCUUUUGGAACUUCCCAUUUCCAGAUAAAAUUCCCUUAAAAAGUG
Cervus elaphus (red deer) is the source of this 1182-nucleotide messenger RNA. It is a transcript of the gene LYRM1, whose product is annotated as LYR motif containing 1. NCBI's taxonomy places the organism in Eukaryota, Metazoa, Chordata, Mammalia, Artiodactyla, Cervidae. The record is from RefSeq and is a predicted model, not a curated record. The transcript has 4 exons. Gene Ontology annotation, cellular component: mitochondrion. The coding region runs from base 293 to 661 and encodes 122 amino acids.